AUGGCUUCUCUCCCACCCAUCGCCAUCCCCGGGCAACGCCUCGGUCCCGUUUCUGCAUACUCAGCCGGACCAGGCACGCACAUCCAACAAUCCUUCAUCUACGCCUCCAUCGCCGGACCGGUAGUCUCAGACACAGCUCAACCAAAGACCCACACGAAACCAACCCUCAGAGUCUCCCGAACUCUACCUACAAAGAACACACCCGCCGCAGCAGCAGCGCCAACCACCAAACCCCGCUACAAUACCCUCCCAGCAGUCGAUUCAAUCGUCCUGGCACGAGUAACCCGCGUGCAAAAGCGUCAAGCAACAGUCUCAAUCCUAGUUGUGACAGAAGACACAACACAAGAUCCAAACCGCACACCCUCCGACAACGACAACGUCGCUGCUAUCCUCACCCACGCCGCCAACCCAGAGAACCACAGCAACACCGACGAACUGCGGUUCCAAGCGUUAAUCCGGAAGGAGGACGUGCGCGCUGUCGAGAAGGAUCGCGUGGUUAUGGAUGAGAUGUUCCGUGUUGGUGAUAUUGUUCGUGGCUCGGUGAUCUCGCUCGGUGACCAGACUUUCUUCUAUCUUACUACCGCGCGCAAUGAUCUUGGUGUUGUUAUGGCGCGCAGUGAGGCCGGCAAUAUGAUGUUCCCCGUUAGCUGGAAGGAGAUGAGGGAUCCGGUUAGUGGAACUGGGGAGUUGAGGAAGGUUGCUAGGCCUUUUUGA
Messenger RNA from Penicillium canescens, 714 nucleotides. RefSeq names its product exosome non-catalytic core subunit CSL4. The record is from RefSeq and is a predicted model, not a curated record. Lineage: Eukaryota; Fungi; Ascomycota; Eurotiomycetes; Eurotiales; Aspergillaceae. Gene Ontology annotation, biological process: RNA processing. The transcript has a single exon. Gene Ontology annotation, cellular component: nuclear exosome (RNase complex); cytoplasm. Gene Ontology annotation, molecular function: RNA binding. The coding region runs from base 1 to 714 and encodes 237 amino acids.